Messenger RNA from Tilletiaria anomala UBC 951, 1596 nucleotides. RefSeq lists its product as uncharacterized. The transcript has 2 exons. Bases 1 to 1596 code for a protein of 531 amino acids. Gene Ontology annotation, biological process: vacuolar proton-transporting V-type ATPase complex assembly. The record is from RefSeq and is a predicted model, not a curated record. Gene Ontology annotation, cellular component: endomembrane system. NCBI's taxonomy places the organism in Eukaryota, Fungi, Basidiomycota, Exobasidiomycetes, Georgefischeriales, Tilletiariaceae.
AUGACGCCAAAACGUGCAUUCUUGAAUCACUUCAAUUCCUUCGGGGCUCAUCGGCAACAAGAAAAGCCGGUCAAAAGUGCAAAGGGGCCAGCCAAGUGCCAGCCGCUGCUGCGAGAAUAUCAGCGACCAGCGUCUCUCUACUCAUCCACGUUCAAGUGCCUAGAGGGCAGCAGCCCAGCUGGCCCCCAUUUCAGCCAACAGCGCUUCUCUGGGACCCUUGCGGACCUCAGGCAUCUCCUCUUCGUCUCGGGCCCGGGUGACGGGCAGCCAGCGGCGUCAGGAUCGGGAUCAGCGUCGAAAGCACCUUCAUCCGCUUCCCCAGCGGAUAGUGCAGAUGGCGAGGGCGAUCGCGAAUGGGGGUCCAGCGCAGAUCACUGGAUUCUCCCCACAGCCCUGCGGCGGAGCAUCCAAGAUGCGCUUGAGCACCCUCUACCUGCGCCAGACGGCUGGCCGCAGCAGGAGCCGAGCGUGAUUGUCGCCAUGACUGGCAGCAGUCCCGCGAUCCCGCCUACGGAGCAACGUGUCCAGCCGGAGAAUGCAUGCAUCGCCCAGCCAGCGGCAGCGCCAGACGCCAAAGUGGUCGUUCUACAUCAUCACGUGCUGCGCGACGUAGCAAAACGCAUGUGGGCCCUCACAGGCGACACGCGUACGCUCGCCCGGCUGCAAGUAGCGCUCUCGACGCCGGCACCUGUAUCCAGCUGCAAGGGCCGAACAUCGACCAGCGAGAACGCCAACGCAACCCCCCAAAAAGCGGAUAGCAAUGACGACGCAUCCUGGACACGAUACACUCUCAGCUCACUCGUGCACGGCGCGACGCUCUACUUGCCGCCGAAGCCGAAAUUCGUGCGCUCGCCGGAGCUUGAAGCAAGCCUAGCGCGGAUCAAGGCGCAGCUCGAAGCGGACGAGUAUGCUCGCAUGACAUCUUUUGCCGGCGACAGCUUGGCGCCGAGCCUGACUGCCGGUUGGACCUUCAAGGGUUCAUCCGCUGCAGCACCGUACACGAUCUCCACACAUGCAACGCCGCACCUGCGCUCGGGCAUGAAUCCGCCCGUUGUGCCGAUGGAGCGCGGCGCGCAGCUGCUGACGCCCGAGCAAGAAGCACAGGAGUGGGCUUAUACGCGCUCCAUUAUCUCCGCCAUUGCCAAUGUUCUGCUAAGCAUGUGCGCCGUCGCCGUCGCCGCCUGGUUCGCAGGGAACAGUGGCGGCCUCGCCCCUCCCGCUCGCGCUCUCGUCGCGUUCGCCGGCGCGUUGCUCGUCGGGUUCGCAGAGACGGUCGUGUACAUGCGCUACUUUAGGGGCCAGGAGGCGAAGCGGGCACGCAAAAAGCGCCGCUUAUUGGAUUUAGGUGAUGAGAAGAAAGAGGAGAAUUAUAGGUCAAGUACAUCAGGCAGGCUCCUGGAUGACGAGGCGCUCGCGCUGCUUAGGCAGCAGCAGGAAGCUGCGAUCGAUGCAUUGAUCGCGGAGCAGCAGGCUGCUCGAAGCGUAAGCGGCAGUGUUAACGCUGUAAAGGAAGCUCCAGUUGCACUAGCAGGGACCGAAAAGGCCCCAGCCGCUCCCAAAGGCGCUCGAAAGCGUAAAAAUAUCAUCAAAAAGUAA